AUGGGGAACCAUAAUGUACGACAUGUACUGCUGGAAUGCCAGUUUCUAGAUGAACUGCGGUCAGAAAUGAUGGAGGAAUUGCACGAAGCCGGGGUUUCAACGGUGCUCGGGGAGGACGAGAUGCUAAAGAAAUCAAAAGCGGCGACGACCGUGGCGAAGUUCAUGAUCGCAACGGGGCUCCUGGGACAGUUUCAGUCAGUGGACUCGGUCGCCACGGGUAGGGAACAGGGUGAAGAAGAUCAACAUGGUCCAACAAAUAAACACGCUACAAGUGCUGGAGAACAAGGAAGCAAAGCGCAUUGGCCUGGCACCAGGUCUGCUGAGGUCACCUCACACCAACGCACACUCCGAUCGGCUAAUGCUGACGACGAGGACGACGAAACAUGGCGUCGUGAUCCGAACCUGUUCGUGUACAACCUGCCGGCAUGA
Messenger RNA from Penicillium griseofulvum, 429 nucleotides. RefSeq lists its product as uncharacterized. NCBI's taxonomy places the organism in Eukaryota, Fungi, Ascomycota, Eurotiomycetes, Eurotiales, Aspergillaceae. The record is from RefSeq and is a predicted model, not a curated record. Bases 1 to 429 code for a protein of 142 amino acids. The transcript has a single exon.